Aplysia californica (California sea hare) is the source of this 1607-nucleotide messenger RNA. RefSeq names its product dachshund homolog 1. NCBI's taxonomy places the organism in Eukaryota, Metazoa, Mollusca, Gastropoda, Aplysiida, Aplysiidae. The record is from RefSeq and is a predicted model, not a curated record.
UCGAUUCUCGGCCAACCAGAGACGACGACUCGCGUGCGAGUGGGCUUGGCUUAGCCAAUGACAGACGGCGUACAGUUAGCGCUGAAUGCGCGAAACUUGUCCGUUUCGUUUUGUUACGCAGCAGACAAGUCCGCGGAAAUAAACAGGGCGACUGUCUGGCGCAGGGGGCGUUCGCUAGCCGCUAGAAAGGGGGCUGGACUUGUACGCUCGCGAGAUUUUUGUGGAAGAGGAGAGAGAAAUUUGUGUGUGAAUCGGAAUACGAAUCGCCGCCUCCCCCUCUCUCUCUCGUGUCUGAUUGAAUGCUGGAACUCGGCUCAAACUCAAAACACUGAAAGAGAGAUAACCAGAGCGAGGUGGAGACAAAAAAAGAAAAGAAGAAGAAGUGGGAAGACAACAAAAAGUUGGAAGAGUAGGAGAUUCGUCGUCGCCACUGAUAGCACUUGGUGAAACGUAUCUUCCUGAUUAUGCAGAUGUAUUCUUCCUAGUGUUCUUCAAGUCGGCAGUGAUCAUUCUGUGGCACCAGAUGCUGUUUAGCUUCAGUCUGGAACUGUUCGGGAUUUUUCAAGAACAGGCUUUGAUAUCAUUCUGCACUGUGUGGAGUUAGAGCUCACGAUUGGACAAACUCAUACGAGAGGAAUAAAAAACUCGCAUUCUGACACGCUCACAAGAUAAUAUUUCUACGGAUUAUAUCGAGGCAACUAGCAGACAGGUACUACAAGAACGUUCACAGAACCUAAUUAUCAUCAUCAGAAUAGACAGACAGACGGAGUGUUUUUAGACAGAGUGUUUUUAGACGGAGUGUUUUCUUUCUGUGAAUCAUGGAUGACUUUCUAGUCCAGCUGUGAAUGUGUAGAGCAGCUACUACUACUACUAGAGUGAGACGCUCCCUCCCUCCCCCCAAGCUAACAGAAGGGUGUCCCCAGUUUACCGACACCCCCGACGUCCUGUGGUAGAUACCUUGUGGUUGUCUAUCGAUUCCUGAGCAACACAACGUACAGUUUCUACGUCACGCACCACACCGACAAUGUACUACUCGGACUUCAAUGGAGAGGCUCCUCCCCCCGCCCGGGCAGCGAGACCAGUGUAGCCACCACCCCCACCAGCAUGACCCCCGGGGGACCGCCCCCACCCCUCCCACCCCCUCUCCCAGGAUCCCUAUCUACAGCAGCGGGCCUCAGCGCUCUAAAUCUUAUCCAAUCCCCGAAGCAUCACUUACCAGGAGGAGGAGGGGGUUCUAGUGGUGGGGGAGGUGGAGGAGGACUCAAACCGUCGACCUACAGCUCCCCGCCCCCGAUACCCUGUAACCCGGAACACAACGUGUGUAGGGUCAUCGACUACAGAGGUCAGAAAGUGGCGGCAUUCAUCGUGGACUCCCGGGAGCUCAUCUGCCUCCCGCAGGCGUUCGAACUCUUUCUCAAGCACCUGGUGGGCGGGCUGCAUACCGUCUACACCAAGCUCAAGCGGCUGGAGAUCACGCCUGUCGUCUGCAAUGUGGAGCAGGUGAGGAUCUUGCGCGGGCUGGGAGCCAUUCAGCCGGGGGUCAACCGGUGCAAGCUCAUCUCCUGCCCAGAGUUUGACACACUGUACGAGGAUUGCACGAACUCAAA